Odontomachus brunneus is the source of this 8094-nucleotide messenger RNA. RefSeq names its product protein spire (gene spir). The record is from RefSeq and is a predicted model, not a curated record. The transcript has 15 exons. NCBI's taxonomy places the organism in Eukaryota, Metazoa, Arthropoda, Insecta, Hymenoptera, Formicidae. Gene Ontology annotation, biological process: establishment of meiotic spindle localization; intracellular transport; cleavage furrow formation. Bases 809 to 3850 code for a protein of 1013 amino acids. Gene Ontology annotation, cellular component: cell cortex; cytoplasmic vesicle membrane. Gene Ontology annotation, molecular function: actin binding.
GACCGCAGGAUGUCGAUGUCUUUCCGUGCGGUCUCGCGAGCACUGCUCAUGAUCCUUGCGUAUCCUUGACGUGAAUUUUUUGUCUUGUGAAAAGUAAAGACGUGAAUGAUGAUUUAAGAAUUAGCCACAUACGAUAACGCUAUAGAAUUAUGUGGGAUGAAAUUGUUAAUAUAAGACUCGAAUGUUGAGCUGUCAUUGUAAGUGUGUGUGCGUAACGUUGUUUAUGGUUAUAAUCCAUUCAUUUCGAUCGCAACCAGUUGCCAAUUAACGAGUCAAGGAUAACGGAAUAAGAAUAAACGGCAAACCGGAUAUCGUGUUUAUUUUUUGUGAUUUAGAUUCUUGAAAUACAAAUCCAUACAAAUCUACUUCACAAUCGUGUAAAUGUAAUGUAAUUAUUUACAAAUUGAAGAUUAUGCUAAUUCCUAUUAAUUUGAAGCAAUAACUCCAAUAUUGUGUAAAUAAAUGAAACUGAUAUUCUUUUAUGAAUGAAAAAAUUUUAAUUUUCUACACUAUGGAACUUCUCAACCUGUAUACUUUGUUUAAAAUAUACAGUUAUAUAGGAAUUUAUAGUGAAUCGAUGCUUGACCAAUAUAAAAUGAUGAUAAAUAGAUAUCAGUGGUUAUGUGUAAAAUAAUACUGUUAAUGAGGAAAUAUUUAUCAUUGUCUUUAUAAAAAUUGGCAUAAAAAAUAUUUGUAUAUGCACGUGAUGUCCAAUUCUAAAAAAAGUUCUGAUCAUAGUCAAAGAGAAACAACGAAAUUGCCAUUGUUGUCUUCAUGAAUUUGGCAUAAAUAUUUGUAAAUAUACACAAUGUCGAAUCCUAAGAAAAGUCCUGACUCUAGUCAGAAAGAAUCCACAAUGUUAGACGAGCAACCUAAAGCGACAGUAAGAAAAAAAGGAAACAUGGCACAACGCAGAUGUAAACUGGACUUGCAUGGUUGUUUAAAUCUUCAGGAUAUUUUAUUGAUAUUCAAUAGCCCUGUGAGUCAGGAACGAGCAUGGGCAUUAUGCUAUCAGACAACUAAGAGUCUGUCAAGUUUAACACAGAAUAAAUUUUAUGAGAUAUCGGAAUUCUCACAAAUUGUGCUUCAUAAAGAUGGAAAUAUUCGACUUGAUAACUUAGCAGGCUCUAAGCAACCUCUUGUUUCUGAGGAAAAAGCAGUAGUUUCAUUGGGUAUGGUGAUUUUCAAGGCCUUGGAUUUUGGUUCUAAUGCAGAAGAGGAAAUAGCUUUGUCACCGGACCUAGAAGCUCUUAUUACAUUGAUGACAAAUUGUAGUCGAGCAUCUGAAGGCGAUGUGGAGGGACGCCUGCAGGAAACUGACGACGAGGGUAUUGAACGAGACUCGGGUGAUACUGAUGCUGACGAUGAUAUGAUGUCGAAAACCGCCGAGCGGUAUACAGAUAGUUCAGUAUGUACCCUGAAGACUGUUCUUCAAAUAUGCGCACGGCACGUACAAAGUUUGCAUGAAGAUGUCGAUAAUUAUUAUCAGAAUGUAAUACAAACGUUCGUAGAAGAGGCUCUUAAUAUCUCUCAGUUUCUCGAAAAAGUGGUUGUUGAUAAACAAUCACAAAAUUUAUUUAGUAUGAAUGGGACUGAUCAUAGCUCGACUUCGCUGCAAAAUCUCGACACUUUGGAUUUCAAUGAUUGGGCCAGAUUUUGGGUUCAAGUUAUCGGCGAAUUGAGGCGAGGAGUGAAGUUGAAAAAGGUAGAAGCUAAUUUGGGUUCCCGGGCUUCCUCACGCGGGCAAGGAAGAUCCCCGGACUACAAACUGACUCCUUACGAAAUUCUGAUGGACGAUAUCAGGGAGAGACGGUAUCAUCUUAGAAAGACGCCACCUACAUCUUCAAGGAAAGACGCACAUGCAAUUAUUCUCGAGUUUAUUCGUAGUCGUCCACCGCUUAAAAAGGCCUCGGAAAGACGAUUACGACCGUUACAGAAGGAAUGCACCCUGAGAGAAUUACUUAUGGAGAGCAUAAAGAAACCCCCAAAACCCUUAAGAUCAUCUUGCUCGAGACAAAAUACUACGAAAGUUGAAGAAACAUCACCUAGCAACGCGAGCGGCGUGUCUCGCAUGAUAGUCCUCGGAGAGGUUCCGCCGUCGCAGCCGGAGCAGGAGCAGGAGUCCGCGCAGGAUGUCGCGGCCCAGUGGUUGCAGUCGGAGGAUCAAAAGACCAUGGCGACGUCGGGUCCUGGUGCCGGUGUCCUGACGGCACCAAGCCGCAAGAAGCAGGACGUCCCGCCGGUACCACAACCACGACAAAGGAUCGCCAAGGACCGACCCGACGUCAGGGUCGUACCAGCUAGGAAUCGUAAGUCGCGUAGAAGGCGCAUUACGGUCGCAGAUAUAACGAACAACGGAGAAGAUAUCAAGGAGUACGAAUCAUCGGCAAUCCCAAAACCAUCAGGAAGAAAUCUGGAAGUAUUGAAUGCUGCCAGACGGCCCAAGAAAGUGAUACCCGUGGAUUUUGAUUUAAAGUUAGAUGCGGAAGAUGAUGACGACGACGACGAUGAAUAUUACAACGAUGAGGAUUUCGCCGAGACGAGGUUUGAGGAAGAGGAUGAGGCUUCUAAUUAUUGGCACCUGAAAGAUUACACUUUUGGUGGCCGGGAUGUGCGAAACGGGCACAAGGAUCACGAGCAAAGGGACGACGACGAAGCGGGAUCAGCGAAUCCUUGGCGAAAGACUGGCGGACUUCGCUUAACUAGAAACGAAUAUCACCGAUUCUGUGAUGCUCAAUUAGAAUCUUACGAUUUGGCGACGCAAUGUCCUUCCCGGAGAGCGUCUGCAAAAAGACAUUCUGCGAAGUGCGUUGUACCGUUAAUGUCGCUCACAGGGACGACAUCUUUGCCGCAGUCGCGACCGCAGAGUCGGCAGCAUGCCGGUCUCACGGAUUCAUCAUUGAGUCAAGGUCCAAGUCCCAAUAUCAGUCUAAACCCAAGCCCGAGUCUCAGUCCGCAGCCACGAGCAAGACAACCACGCCGGGCAUACACGAUCGCUGAGGGCAAAGACGAGAAAGUACCUGGUGAAGAAUGGGAGGAUGAUACUGAUCGGAAAGCGACGCUCGGGGACAUGCUGCUGGAUGAAAGGCUCUCGUUAACAUUGGACGAGAUCGUUCACAUUCGCAGUGUCCUCACGAAGGCCGAACUAGAGUCCCUUCCUGUAGAAGGACGCGUGAAAGAAGAUGUGGAGAAACGACGCGUUUGCUUCCUCUGUCUGAAAACACGCUUUGGUUUAUUGGGCCCUUGGGGCCAACGCUGUCGCUUGUGCAAAAGAACCGUCUGCGUGAAAUGUUAUUCAAAAAUGCGGAUACCGACAGAGCAGUUCGCUCGGGUGCCGGUCGUGUUACUUUCUCCCGGACUAUUACUCUCACCUACGGAAGCGGAAAGUAGCAGCGGUAGCGGUGGCGGUAAAAGUCCCUGGUUGAGGAACACAAGUGCUGUCGGUUCGGCACCGGCCUCUCCUGCGUCUAGGAGAAAGGAUUCCGCGUUGCGCACUGGUACACCUGCUUCGACGCCAACGACGACACCUGUCUCUGCACUGACGCCGAUGUCGACACCACCCUGUCACGCGCGUCGAGAAAUAGAAAGUCAAGGAAUGGACAAAAGAUGCUAUAAGGGUAGUGGCAGUCCCGCUGCUCUCUCGACCACGAAGACGUUCUCGACGUCCAGCGGACCGAGUGCCGAGCAACGUAUGGCUGCGGAACGAUUGCGCGGCGUCGCCGUCGUUGUUUGUCACGACUGUCGUAUCAUGGUCAUUCAGAUAAUCAAGAGCUCGAGAACGACACGCGCUACGAUACGCAACAAUGUCAUCUCUCGCCUCACCUUGAACCUCUCCCCAGCGUACGUCUAAUCGUCGCCUCUUCGCGAGAUGUCCGUCAGUAAGUUCCGGUACACCGUUUCGCUAUUGUUUCUAUGUUUACUUUGCGCAGCUCGCGUUUGUUUUGAACGCAUUCUCCAUUGGCAAUGAGAACAAUCGCUGUCAUUCUUACAACGUGGAAGUCGGAAGGAGGAAAUGUUCUAUGCGCAGGCAUUUGUUUUCGUUGCGAGAUGUGAGAAUAUAUUCAUAUGAAAAGUGGAUAUGUGUAAGAUGCGGUACAUAGCGCGAAUCAAAGAUUGAAAUCGAUAUAAUUCCGUUGGGUUUAAUCCUCAUUAGCAAAGAUAAACAAAGAAAUGUAUUGUGUCAAUAGAUAUAUUUUAGUUGUCUACAAAUGAACAUAUUAGUGAUCCUGUUUGUCUUCUUUAUAUUCAAAUUUGAACUCUGCAAAAUUGUAUCAAUUUCAAUGAAUAAUUCAAACUGAUUAUUUAUAAACGAUUUGCUUUACGCGUUGUAAUAUUUAUUUCGAGCUAAAAUCUUUAUUUUCUCUUUUUAUUUUCUUUAUAUAUUCACAAAUCCGUCAAAGUUCCAAAAUCUAAAGACUGUUGCUUUUGUAAGAUAUUUAAUGCUCUACUUCCAAAUGUCUUUGACUUUUGUACAGGAAAGUUUUUUUUUUAUUAUAAACCCUUCUAUAUCAGAAUGUGAAAAAUCUAUAAGAUUAAAAACUUCGAUAGUUACAAAUCCAAAGACUUAAAAAUCUGUGAAUUUGUAAAUUUCAGAUGACCAACUUCUUUGCGCAUCAGUUAAAAACAUUUUUUAGAAAGAGCAUUGUAUUAUUUUCUAAUAGACAAGUGUACCAAUGCGCGAGGUAUAAUAUUAAUUUUUCAAUUAGAUUGUACUGUAUCUUGCAUGUCCAUAUUUUAUUUGAAUAACUUUUGUGAUUUAGUAUGUUAUUUAUUAGCACUAGAAUUCUCAGAAUAUUUUUAUUUGUCUCAAACAAUGUUGAUCUUGGAUAGACAAAAAUUUAUGGAAUUACGUAUAAUUUAUCUAUUUAUAUGAUUUUUUGUCGUUUCUCGUUAUAUUUAUUAUUUGUUAUUUAUAUAAUUUAUCAUGAUAUCUUCAUGAUCAAAGUACCAAAGAACUUAAGAUCCAAGCAGCUAAAGACUUAAGAAUUAUACUUAAAGAUUCAUUUAAUAUAAAAUAAUGCACAUCUAAAACUUCAAAUAUCUAAAGAUCUAAGGAUAUGUAAGAAUUUAAAAGCUUACGUGUUUUGAGAAUGUAAACCUAAAGUAAAAAUUUUGGGAUAUAAGGAUUUGAAGAUUUACGAAUUGAACAAUAUAACGUUCUAAAUAUGUGAAGAAUUCAGAAUCUAAGAAAUCAAAGAAAAAUUAAAGGCCGGAAAUGUAAAAAUUCAGUUUGUGUGAAUAAUCUAAACAAUUAAGGACUCUGUACGUGUUAGGAAAAUUCAAGAUACGAAGACUCCAUAAUGUUUCCAUAAAACUGACUUUUUACAAAAAUCUGUACUUUUAUCCCGCAAAUCUUUGAUUUCCAAGAUUGUCACUAGCAAAUUUAAAUCCUUCAUACCAUAAAUGAUGAUGAAUAUGAUACUUUAUAACAUGAAUUCUUAAAUAAAUAAAUAUUCAUAGAUAUACUUCGCUUUUACAUAUCCUUGGACUCCGAUGUGCUUCAUUAUGCGAAUUCUUGAUAUCAUAAGUCUUUAACAUUAUAUAUCCUUAAUAUUACAAAGAUUCUUAAAAGCAAAAUCUUUGGCUGCUUACUCGUAUAAAUCCUUUCCAUUGAUUCUCUUGUGUCUCAAUAGUUUUUCAAGAUGGAAAAUCCCAUUAUUAGAUGGAACCCCGAUUAUACACAUUUGAAUUCACUAAAAAAAAAUUACGAUCCACUUGCGAUCUCUGGUUUCAUUUUUUCAUUAUUUAUACCAAAUAUUACAGGUUUAUAAAUAGUUCCGAAAUGGUAAUAUAAUGUUAAUUUAGCUUUUAAUAAAAUACACAAAAUUGCGAAAAUUAAAGUAUGCAAUAUUGUUAGCCGUUUUAGAAAUGGAGGCAGAACCAAGUGGGGACAAGCCUUAUAAAAAUAGUGAUCGAUGAUAACUCGCGUAGAGAGCAUUCUUAUAUAUUGUAAAAUAUUACCGUCGAUCUUCCAUACAAAUAAUAACGCAUUUAAGAAAAUGUAUUUGAAAAUUAAACUAUAUUCGUCUCACUAGAGAGUAUACAAGAUAUUUCAAAAAGAUAUAUAUACAUAUAUAUAUAUAUAUAGCUAAUCACAUUUUAAGACAUAUGCAAUUCGACUGUUAAACUGUAAGUGAUGAAAAUGAGUGAAUAUUAAUUUGAGACUUUUAUUUUCUGCUAUUUUGAAGAUUUGGUUAUUUUUUACUUUUUCUAAUGGUAUCAAGGUAUAAAAUGAAAAAUUAAUUUCUAUAAGUAAAGGCUAUAAGUAGUAGCGUUAUAUAUAUAUAUAUAUUGAGCGAUUUCGAUAUCAUAUUUACAUAAUCGUCCAAUUAAGUAAAUAAAUUAAAUACGGACCAAUCUUUUGCUUAGUAAAUUAAUCAUCAAGCACCUUUGCUAUGUAUUGUAUGAUAUCUUUUUAAGAUAUCUUGUAUAAACAAUAAUAAUGUUCUGAAAAAAAUAGAUUGAAGACAUGUCGUGGAAAGGAAGCGGAUAUAAAAAUUAUUGAUGCGAUUUAUUGUAACAAUAUCUUCUCGUGUCAGUGGGUAAACAAAUUUAAUAGAAACAUUAGAUAAGGUAUAAAAAGAAAAUAUAAAUGAGAAAUAGGUUCAUAUAAUGCAUGUCAAUGAGGGUCUAGAAAUAAUAUCAAUUGAUCACCCGAUGUUAUUAAUCAGAUAUUUAGUAACAUCAAUAUCGAAAAGAUCGUAUGUUAAUUAUUCUUAUUGCACCUAAGCGCGAGAAAAAUAAAUUGUAAUUAUUUGCUGUAGAGCUAAUUAAUUGUUAGGAUUUAUUUAUUAUUAUUUUGCGUGCCAUUCGUACAGAUGAGCGCGUAGAGAUAUGUAUAAACGGAUUAUAUUCUAUUAAUUGUAUAUAUUGUAAAUGAAUUCUGUUUCGCAUUGUAAAAUACGUACUCACAACGAUAUUAUUUAUUUCAGAUAUAAUUUAUUAUUUAAGGUGCGAACGAAGCUGUGACAGUGGUGAUUGUUGUUAGAAAGAUGUAUAUAGGUGAGAAAAUCGGCGAUCCGGCGUAAGUGAUCCUGACCGUGAUCCUGAUAUAAUAUGAUGCAGAGAGUACAAAGAAGUGACAUAACGAAUUAUAAAGUUCCGCUGCGAGUAACUGCGAAGUGUUUCAAUGUUAAAGUCGAUAAAUAAUAUAUGAACAAUUAGGUUUGUUGUAAAAGCUUUGCAAGGAUCUGAAAUAUUCAGGAUGAUUACGGUUACAGACGUUACGCAAAGAUCCGAGAAUCGAAGGAUUCACGGGUUCUAAGAAAAGAUCUAAUGGCAUAAUGAAAGUUAUUGAAAGUGCGAAAAAUUGAAAAGAAAAUUGAAGGAUCUAAAAAUAUCAAAAAGAUCCUUAAAUUCCGAAAGCACAAAUACUUCAUGCACGAAAGCGAAAUUGUUAUUUACAUAGAUCUCAUUCUUUAAAUUCUUCUUUCCCUUUCUCUCUCUCUCUCUUCGAACGAGAUUUAUUGUCCAAUAUAUAUAUAAUAUAUAUAUAUAUACAUAUAUUUGCGUUUUAGGUUAUAUGAAAAUAUUAAAAUGGUUGAAUUGAAAUACAUCGAAGAAGUUGUGGAAUCAAAGGGAUUACACAGGGUAAUAGAGAUAGUAACAGUGAAUUUUGAAACCAGGUAUCAUUUUCAUAUAUCCUAUAUUAAUUCGAAAAUCUCUUGGAAAAUAUCUUAUUUGGAUCCUGGAUCUUUAGAGAUGUUUUCCAUUCUCACAAUUCAUUUUCGAACUCUUAAAAAAUUUAUAGAUAUUUUCUAAAAGAAGAGAGAAAUAUACAAGAGAUUCAAGGAUUUGAAGAACUUGAGAUUCUGCGUAAAUUACUGCAGGACUUUUGUAAGAACGAUAUGCGUUGCGCGAGCUACAGGUGUUUUUUCGUUUAGGUAUGUGUUUAGGAGAAUUGUUCAAUUAGGCAAAUUAGAAUUUAUCUUUUCAGGCAAAAUGUAUCCGCUUCGUUUUAUCGUUAUUCGCAGAAGCUUAAACGAUGUAAAUUUGCAACUAUAGCUGGCUAUAAUAAUAUAAGUGAUGAUAUGAUGAAAUAUAAAAACAAAAAAAAGAGGAAAAUAAGAAAUAAAGAUAUCUUCGAAAUGUUAA